Callorhinchus milii (elephant shark) is the source of this 1324-nucleotide messenger RNA. RefSeq lists its product as uncharacterized. Bases 36 to 1193 code for a protein of 385 amino acids. The record is from RefSeq and is a predicted model, not a curated record. NCBI's taxonomy places the organism in Eukaryota, Metazoa, Chordata, Chondrichthyes, Chimaeriformes, Callorhinchidae. The transcript is spliced from 10 exons. Gene Ontology annotation, cellular component: nuclear body; cytosol; dendrite. Gene Ontology annotation, biological process: establishment of localization in cell; mitotic sister chromatid segregation; mitotic cell cycle checkpoint signaling.
AGAGACGGUUGUUGGCGGCUGAUUUGAAUCGGGAAAUGGCGGUGGAGGCGAUCCGGGGGCUUCUCAAGGAAGUGGAGGUCGCAAGGAACCUGCUGAUCGGGUGUGAGGAAGAUGAGCGCACGGUGCAGGAGGAAGCUGCAGUUGUUCAGCACGCAGUUGGGCAAAGAAGGAAUCAGAAGAUGAUUUUCCGGCAGCAGAAUACCUUUGCUCUUCUCCUGGAAGCUGUGAAGAGCAUCGAAGUGAAAGACCUCGAUAAAAGUGUCCAGCAACGGGACAUCAAAGCAAAACUGAAAGAGACCACCCAGAAGUGGAAGAGCCUGAAAGCCGAGUGUCGGCUGCAGGAGGAGGAGGAGCUGCAGGACAUCUCCGAGCUCCUGGACAAACUGGAGACUCUGGAGACCAAAAAGCGGGCGCUGGGAGAUGCCAUCCAACUGUAUGAGGCCAAGCAACACCAGCUGGAAGAGGCUCUUAAGCAGAAGAAGAUCCGACUUCAACAGGAGCACAAGUUGUGGCUGGAGAAGGAGGUGAGGAGGCUGGAGAGAGCCAUCGAGGAAUGCUCCUCGUGUAUCACCAAGUGUCGUGUUGCCAUACGCGAGUUGGAGCCUGUGAUCCAGUCCUUGGCUGAGAGAGGAAACCUCAAUCACUGGCUGUCGCGACUGUCCCAGACGUUGGAAACCCAGUCGGGUAUUAAGGUCCUUUCGGUCUCCGGCAAUGACAUGAUUCUCAACUUUGAUGCCCGAGUGUUGAACCCAGUCACUAAGCUGCUGCCGUUGCUGAUAACUGUGAGUUGGACUGCAGACGGAAGGGUGAAAAUUGAGACUAACUGCUCUUUUCUUGACCUGUUGGAUAUGGCGACUGUGGAUCUGCCCGAGAUGAUAGCCGAGGUUUCCAAACGUUACAUCAGCCAAGCUGAACUGUGGAGUGAAAUCCAGUGUUUGCAACAGAGGUUCGCGAUAGAUUGGCUGGAGGAGAGGAGGACUCUGACCUUUCUACACUUGCCCGCAGGCAGCUCCUCUCAUGUGCUUUACACGUUCCUCGUGGAGCCCGGUUACCCCGCAAACGGUGGGGUUCGCCUCUGCUCCGUUCAGGGCCAGAACGGAGCCUUUGAUACGGUCGUGCAGCCAUCUUCAGCCCAACCCACCCUCUGUGACUGGCUGGAACAUCUCAACUCCGUUUCAAGCUUAAAGGAAUAAGUCGAAGCCUGUAAUAAUGUGGAUCUUGUAUAUAUGCAUGUGUGUGUUUGUCCCUCAAUUGUACACUUUUGGUGUAAAAGGUGGUGUUUUUAUUAUUCAUUUCCUGGUAAUAAAGUGGUCAUUGUGUGUAG